This is a messenger RNA of Scylla paramamosain (green mud crab), 6696 nucleotides long. RefSeq names its product interleukin enhancer-binding factor 3 homolog. The record is from RefSeq and is a predicted model, not a curated record. NCBI's taxonomy places the organism in Eukaryota, Metazoa, Arthropoda, Malacostraca, Decapoda, Portunidae. The coding region runs from base 2992 to 3435 and encodes 147 amino acids. The transcript is spliced from 12 exons.
GUGGGGGAAUGAUAAAGUAUGUGUACUCCUUUAUGCAGAUGACGUAGUUGUUAUGAGUGAAUGGCAGAUGAGCUUCAAAGUUUGUUGGAUGUAGUGGAUGGCUAUGGUAAAGACUUUGGAGUAAGGUUUAGCAGUGAGAAAAGCAAAGUAAUGAUUGUGAAUAGAUCAGAGGAUGAAAGUAAUGUGGUAUGGAGACUUGGAGAGAAUGAGUUGAGACAGGUGCAAGAAUACAAGUACUUAGGGAUGUGGAUGAGUCCUAGUGGGUGUGCAAAGGCAAAGAAUGAAAAGAUAAGUAUGCUAAACCAGUGGGUAGGUCGAUUGGGAAGCGCGGCAAGGAUGAGAGCAAGUAAGUAUGAUGUGUUGAGAGAAGUGUGGAAGAGUGUGGCUGUGCCAUGUAUAAUGUAUGGUAUGGAUGUGAUUGCAUGGAAUGAAAGUGAAAUUGAUAAGUUAGAAGUGGGCCAGAAUAGAGUAGCAAGGAUGGCACUGAGUGCACCGAGGGGCACAGCAGUUGAAGCCUUGAGAGGUGACAUCGGAUGGCGCACCUUUAGGGAAAGACUCACAAAAGCCACACAAGAUUAGGCUUGAGAGAAUGGAUGAUGCAAGAAUAGCAAGGAAGGUGUACCUGUGGAAUGAAAGUGGAAGCAAAUGGAGGAAGAGAUGCAUGAGAAUGACAGACAGGAGUGGAUUGCAAGUUGUGUGGGCGAUAAGAAUGGCUGGUAGGAAUGAAAAUGAGCGUGAAUGGGUGGUAACAAGAGGAGGCAGAGUGGGAGCCGAAUGGGAUAUGAGAAAAUGAAAGAAUGAGAUAGACAAAGAAGUGAAAUGUGUGGGACUGAAUGAAUGGAAGAAUGAGAUGGAAAGAAAGAAGACCCUGGAAUGGUACAAGGAGAAAGAGGCCCCGAGGUAUGAAAGGUGGUAUGAUGGAAGCCUGGGCGGUGAUCUUCUCUUCCGAGCGAGGGCACAGUGUAUGGAUGUGAAUGCGAGGAGUUACAGGUGGUCUGAGUCCCUGUGCCAGAUGUGUGACAUGGGAGAGGAUGAGACGGUGGAACAUGUGGUGCUGGAGUGUGUGAAGUAUGCCAGAGACAGGAAUGAGAUGAUGCAAGUGAUACUGACUGAGUUAGGGCAUGAUAGGAAUGAAAUAGUGGAGAAGACAGGAAAGGAAUGGAUGGUGUUGUUGCUGGGACUGUGUAGAGAGGCCAAUGAAAGGAGUUGUCGAUCCAAAGGCCUGACUCAGGAGUGAUCCUGUGCCACCUGUACCAUAAAGAUCAAGAUCAAGACAACAGUUCCCACGUGUUUACUUCUACCAUUGCCUAGAAGUCUUGUUCUUUUCGCAAAUUUCCUAAGUAAUUCCCCACCCCGGAGGCCGCCCCCAGUACCCCAGUUCCCUGCAUCCAUGGUUGACCCGUGUGGCUCCUCUCUGGUGGUGAAAGCAAGUGACGGCAAGAUGGUGAUGGUGACCCUGCCCAACCCCCUCCAGGAAAACUUGGAGGGGGUGACUGAGGGAGGGGCAGGGUGUGGGUCAGGGGCAGAAGGUGACGUGCCAGAGUGACGUCACGUUCCCCCAAAUGCAGGCCGGCAAGUUUGCUGACGUCACCAGUCGUCAGUGCACGGCGGGUGCUGCAAGGGGAACUGGAGGAGGUGGACCUGUUCAGCACCUCAUCCCUCCCUGCCCUCUCCCCUGACAGGAGCAUGCCAGACCCAGGGGUGCCCAAGGAAACGACAAGGGGCACUACCUCUAUGCAGACAAAACCUAACCAACCAGCUUAACCUGAGUCGCCCCUGGAACCGCCCCACCACAGAGGAGGAGGAGGAGGAGGAGGAGGAGGAGGAGGAGACAGUCAUGGAUGAAGGGACGUCACAGAUCAUGCACAUUUGCUUCCAUAUUGGCUCCUGUAUUGCUGAGUCAUUAGAGAGCCUUAAAAGAAGACAGUCAGAUUUAUGGAUGGGGAUGACAGGUGAAAAUAGACAGGUGUUUUUUGUACAGGGACUUCCACGUGGAUAGAGGAUCAACCUGCCAACCAAGUUGCGGUGGAAACUGGCGUACAGCUGUGCCUGAGCCUGCCGUGGACGCAUUCCCAGCCGACUUCUACCAGAACAGCUCGGACAUGGCUGGCCAGGACAACCACCACAACACAGACAUGCAUGCACCUGAUAUGGACAUGAAAAUGGAGGGACAGGAGUCCCAUGUGAUGGUGUCCGACAGUGACGCCUCAGUGCAGGAGGGGGAACAGCAGGCAGAGACCCGCAAGCGCCCCUGGGAGAAGCCUGGAGUGGCAAGUGUGUUGCAACCUUUCAAUUAAUGUGUGGUGGCAGGCAUCAAGGUCAACAGAAAGAAGGUGCCAGGAGCCAAGAACCUCAAGGUCCGCAGGUACGUGCAGCCCAAGAAUGCCAUCGUGUGCCUGAAUGAGCUGCAGCCGGGCGUCACCUACACCAUGGAACAGGAGGGAGGCGUUUGCCAGCCAUUUUGCAUAUCUGUGGAGGUACCUGGUGCGGUUGACGGGCAGAAGUACCGAGGGUUUGGGUCUUCAAAGCAGCUGGCCAAGCAGGCAGCAGCUGAGGCGGCGCUGAUCGGCUUCUUGAAGCCGCCCGUCACCACACCAGAGAACCAGGAGGAAGACAAGACCCCCUGGGCCACCCUGGGGCCGACGGGCUGGCUCAGGAAGGCUUUCAUACCUGCAAUGUCAGAGCUACUCAGUCCUUAACACACUGCUACUUAACACUGCAGAGCUGUGGGUCCCACCACCACCUACUGCCCUGCACUGCUGCAGUCUGGCUAGUCAAGGCUCAUGUGGGGCAUUCAGCCCUCUUAUAUUUUAAGGCUCAAUUUAGAAAACUCUAAAAUCUCCAAUAUCAACAUUCUAACAAAUCAUCAGUGAAAUUAACAUUAACACAAUCUGUAACUGCCAUGAGGCCACGGAGGAGUGUGGGGCCUCCCCACACUCCUCCGUCUCUCCCUCCCUCCCUCCCUGGCGUGCACAAUCCUCACCAGGGGGGAUGGCGGCCCCACAGCGGCCGUCAAGGAGGAGAGUCUCCAGGCAGCUGCCUUCACGGAGGCCAUCUGUGCCCACCUGGGAGGCCGUGCCCCCAAUAAACACCCCGGCUGUGGAUCCCAAGUUAACCGAGCCAAUGAAAGCAGAAUCAAACUUUCCAUUCCAGUCAACUGAACCUGUGAAAGUUCCCAAUCCGGCCAAGCGGGUCCCAGAAGGUGCGGCGUCCAUGCACCCCGUGAUGGUGCUGCACCAGAUGAAGCCUGGCCUGCUGUACAACACUAACAAGACCACCAGGGAUAACAAGUCUUUCUUCACCGUCACCGCCGACAUCGAUGGCAAGGAGUUCUCAGGCAAGGGGACAAAUGUGAAGAAAGCCAAGUUCUUCCUGGCCAACACAGCAAUACUGGGACUGUACGGGGUAGAAUCCACCUUUGAGAUCUCCGCUUAAUGGAAGUAGUAUCUGCCUGGGUACUGGCGGCGGUGUGCGGGGCAGGCGGUCCCUCGCACACGUGGCUGUAGAGUCUGCUACGCGAUAAUGACAAAGUAGAUAGGUAGCUACAUAGUAUUUUAACCUGAAGUCCUGUCUGUGAGUGUUGUCUUGUAUGUUGCUGCUUGCUGAAGGCAGGGAAUGUAGUGAACUGGAGGGGCAGGGCCUGAGUGGCUUACAAAACUCCUGUGGAAGGGAAGUGAUGGUCUGUGCUAAAUGUUGCAGUCUGACGAGUGACGUGGAAUUCAAUUUUUCCACGUGUAAAUUCUUCCAGUCCAGUGUUUACCUUUAUUUUGUUCCAGCUCUGUUACUUAGUGCCAGAGUUAGAAGACUGACAUUUAACGGAAUUCUUAUCUAUGAUUUUGACGUACUUUCUUUUCCUAUUUAUUUACUUAGCCCGUGAAGUGUGGGUGCUCCUUGUAAAUGGUCGGUGCUGAGCCUGCCAUGAAUGCAAAUCAAAUGCAGCUGAUUGUGAAAGACAGGCACAGGAGAAGGGGUCAGUCACUCAUUCCUGCUUGUGUCAGAUCACUCAUCUAGUGUUCUGCUGUGGAGUGGAGUGGGUGAUGAGAGGGCUGUGGUGAUGGGACAGUGACAGACAAGCCCUACUUACUGAAAACAAAAGUGUGCGAACUCAUCACAUCAACACUUAUUUAGCUUCCUGACAAAAAUGGCAUCCAGUUUCAGAUGUUUAAGGUAUUUAACUCAUCUAUUUAUUUAAAGGUACCCACUCUUUAUGGGUUAAAUGAAAGCUGUACUCUAGUUUAGCAGUCAGUCUCACCACUUGGUUUAAUGUGAGCAGGUAAGGAAGCCCUAGAACCUGGCCGUUGGUUAGGUUCUGGUGACUUCUGGCUGGAAUCUCAGUACCUUAAUUUCUCUUCUGGUUGAAACUUUCUCCUCAAACACAACUGGCUGGAGCUGAGUCCUGGGAUGGUCAGCUGUUUAAAUAUUACUACACAAAAUGUUAUGAGUUUGAAUACAUAAUGAAAAUUUCUUGAAUGUGUAUGUAUGUAAAGGUUAUAAAAGCAAGUAUUUUUUUCUUUUUCAAUUUUUGUAUAUAAUUGAGGUUAAGAUGAAUUUGAAACAUUGAUUGCAAUUUAUCAAGCUGGUGUUGGUUUUGGUUUUGAAGGAAGUGUAAGUGCAAGAGGUAUGAAUUUGAAACAUUGAUUGCAAUUUAUCAAGCUGGUGUUUUUGGUUUUGAAGGAACUGUAAUUGUGCAAGAGGUAAUCAUUUGAUCAGAGUGGAAUUAAUGAAGCAGUUUACCACACCAGUAUUGUCAUUCCUGCUACCUGUGUGUCCACCUUACCUCUCACACCCUGACGUUUGCCUCAACGCCUUCAUUUAUCACCAAUGCAGUUAGGUAAAUUAUCACUUAUUACUAUUUUCUCAUAUGAAUUCAGAAACACUGUCAGCUUAUCAAAUAGUGUAUCUGUUAAUAUAACCUUUUGUAGGCAACUUGUCCUGUAACCACCUAUGAUAUUUUAGGCUCAUUUUUGUACCAGCCUCUUCAACAGUUCUAUAGCUUAUGGAAAACUAAAUUAACUUCCUAUUCUCUCAUUUCCUCUGUCCAUACCAGCAGUUCUCAUAGUACUCUCAAUGUUGAAGGAUGAUAGCAGUCCAAGGGCAGAGCUAGUGAGUUCCAGACCCAGCAGAACAUGACUGGUUCCAGAGCAUUCCUAAAAAAAAAGAAAAAAAAAAAAAACUAAGCUAUGGGUGUACACACUUACCCAGGGGCCCUGAGAAUACUCUAGAGAGUGUACUUAAGUGUAUAUGGGUGUACACACAUACCCAGGGGCCCUGAGAAUACUCUAGAGAGUUAACUUAAGUGUAUGUCAUGUUUUAAAAAAUUUGUCACCUGUUAUGUAAGGACAGCAUAAGUGAAGUAUUGUUUGCAUGUACAUCUUGUUUAUCUAGAGCAGAAGGAUUAAAGUUGAGUGCAGUAUUUCAAUGGGCACAGUUGUGAUGCAUUGUGCCAAGGGUGGUGUACUAGCUAGGAUGCACAGGAGGGGGGUGAGAAGAUGCCUGAUGCUGCAAGUGUUGGGAGGACCUGAUGGAAUGGAUAGCUUGGCUCUUAGUGAUGUACCUUCAUUAUGUUGUGCUGUUGAGGUCAGAAGUCACGUCACGAGCUGCAUUUUCCUCUACCCAGCUGUGCGUUUCAAGUCCAAGAACCUGCUGAGAAUCUGACAAAACCUGAGUGAUUUUCAGAUCAGGGGAAGGAAGAACCGAAUACAGAGAGUAAAUGAAGAGCACUGACUCGAUUUCUGACCAUGACUGUAUGUACUCUCCCAUAGCAUUACAUUGUAUACUGAAAUGGGUUUGCCUGGUUGAACACGUAGCACCGUACCACAACCAUUACACUCCGCCAUGACUGAGUCUGUCCAUGCUAGUCCUCAAAGUAUUGUGUUUUUAAGCUAAUUUGCACUAUUGUUAUGGAAAGUCCUAACCUCUCAGGCAUAGUGUGUAGUUUGGGGACACUUGGUUCAUUCUACAUGGCAUGCUACUGAAAAACUGAAGUAAACAUGGAAAUUUUAAACCAGGGUGGUGUUCCUUGCCUCUGUUGGUGGUGUUGGAGUGGCCUGUGGAGUCAAAGUUGGUGUAGUCAUGUAAAGUCCUGCACUAUCUCUUGUCUGUGUGGUGUGCAGAUGAAUGGAUAAGGAAAGGUGUGGUAAUAGUGGGGAUCAGCACCUUGGCAGCAGGAUUUGGUUAUAUUAAAUGUUACGUGAAGAAAUGGAAGUGAAAUAAAGGAAAUUAGAUCAUGUUAGGUCAAGCAUUGUCACAGUUAAAGUGAAGAGAGAAAAUUCCUUUGUUUUUCCAGGUAUUUAAAGACAGGUGCAUAGAUACUCCUGGGAAUGAAAGGAAAAAUUGAGAAAUGGAGGAGGAGAAAAACCAAGUCAAUUGCUUUUUUUUUUAUUUUUAUGUAUGAGUGACACUGGCCAAGGGCAACAAAAAUCCAAUAAAAAAAAUAUGGCCACUGAAAUGGCAGUCCCAUAAAAGGGUCAAAGCAGUGGUCAAAAAUUGAUGAAUAAGUGUGUUGAAACCUCCCUCUUGAAGGAAUUCAAGUCAUAGGAAGGUGGAAAUACAGAAGCAGGCAGGGAGUUCCAGAGUUUACCAGCGGUGCCCGCUUUGUGUAUUAUGUACAUUCAUGUAUAUUUUUUUCUUUUGUGCAAUAUUUAUAUAUGUAUAUGUUGACAUAAUACUCAAUAAACCUUUAAUAAUAAGUGUCAA